CGCCGUCUCUUCUUCCCUUGGAAAACCCAUUUCCAUCGUCCGCCAUGGCGCCACCGGCUCCGAUGCGGCGGCUCGCGGUCGCCAUUUCAGCUCUAAUCCUCUGCCUCAUCAUCUCUCCAUCGGCGGCCAUCUACUGCGACGAAGACGACUGCUACGAUCUCCUCGGGGUCACGCAGGGCGCGAACUCGUCGGAAAUCAAGAAAGCUUACUACAAGCUCUCUUUGAAACAUCAUCCGGAUAAGAAUCCGGAUCCGGAAUCGAAGAAGCUGUUUGUGAAGGUUGCGAAUGCUUAUGAGAUUCUGAAGGACGAGGCGUCGCGGGAGCAGUAUGAUUAUGCAAUUGCACAUCCUGAGGAGUACUUUUACAAUACAGCGCGCUACUACCAAGCAUAUUAUGGUCACAAGACGGAUCCUCGCGCUGUACUGGUUGGCUUUCUGUUGGUUCUAUCAGCAUUUCAGUAUUUCAAUCAGUGGACAAGGUAUAAUCAGGCUAUAGACAUGGUUAAAAAGACGCCUGCUUACAAGAAUAGACUUCGGCAAUUGGAACUUGAGCGUAGUGGGGGAACUACAACUAAGAAGAAGAGUAACAAGCAGACAAACAAGAAAAUUGAUGAAGAUCUCAGCAAAGAACUUGAAUUGCAGAUCAAAGGAGCUGAGCGGCCCUCCAUGUGGGAUCUUCUCGGUGUCCGUUUCGUAUUGUUACCCUACACUAUUGGCAAGCUGCUGUUAUGGCAUGGUUGUUGGUUCUGGAGAUAUAAGGUAAAGAAAGCUCCAUAUUCAUGGGAUGAUGCAUCCUACCUAACACAGAGAUCCCUUAGUGCGCCGCUUGAUGCAUGGAGAAAUGUUGAUGAUUUACGAAAGGAAGAUCUUAUCCAUAGACGCUUAUGGGAAGGCUCGAACUUGGAGAGCUAUUAUGCAGAAAUGCGAAAAGAAUCCAAGCGCAGAAGAUAGCAAAUUUUGCGGCAUUUGCUCCCUUUUUUGCUCUCAGAAUUCUGACAAUACGUUUUCGGCAAAGUAAAAGCAAGACACGAAGAGUUGACCAAACUUAAAUGAAGGGGAAUGUGAGUGAUGGAGUUGGUUUAAUAAUCCAUUAAGGCAGAGUAUUAACUAGGCUUUUAGUUUCAUACUAAAUCAAAUUUUUAUACA
This is a messenger RNA of Argentina anserina (silverweed cinquefoil), 1145 nucleotides long. RefSeq names its product chaperone protein dnaJ 50. The record is from RefSeq and is a predicted model, not a curated record. Gene Ontology annotation, cellular component: endoplasmic reticulum membrane. Gene Ontology annotation, biological process: protein folding. The transcript has 10 exons. Lineage: Eukaryota; Viridiplantae; Streptophyta; Magnoliopsida; Rosales; Rosaceae. The coding region runs from base 45 to 950 and encodes 301 amino acids.